GUGGUCUUGGAACUGAUCGACAUCAACAAACAUUUCUCCCCAACACCCAGGACACACACCACAUUAUGUCAUAUCUGUUGUGCGACUCCCCUGCAGUCUCGUAGGUCUGUCUCGUCCGCUGGCAGAAACUUUUCUCUGUGGUGUCAGUGUUGAUCAGACCAGGCAACACUUUCUGUAUUGGCUUCCCGCCAGAGUCCACGGAUCUGUGGGUGGGAAUGAACGUGGUCUAUCCGUUUUCUUCCGUUGGAGCGCUUUGAACAGCGGAGGGCAUAGCCUACACCGGCAGCAAGGCUGACGCAGUGCCGCAACGAGAGCUCUGCGUGAAUAAAGCGAGAAAAGUGUAACUGCCUCCGGAUAGACAGAAUGCGUUUUCUGUUGAGUGUUCUGUACCCGGUUCUUUCAAUCACGGUCUUCGGAUUAUAUCCGUCAAUGACCAUCGGGCCUAAGGAGGGUUGGCAGGUGUACAGCUCAGCCCAGGAUACUGACGGGCGGUGUAUUUGCACGGUGGUGGCUCCUGAACAGAACCUCUGCUCCAGAGACGCGAAGGGAAGACAGCUCCGCCAGCUACUGGAGAAGGUGCAGAACAUGUCCCAGUCCAUUGAGGUGUUGAACCUGCGAACCCAGAGGGACUUCCAGUAUGUCAUGAAGAUGGAGAAUCAGAUGAAAGGGCUCCAGACCAAGUUCAGGCAGAUAGAAGAUGACAGGAAGACCAUCAUAACCAGGAACUUCCAGGAGCUGAAGAACAAGAUGGAUGAGCUGCAGCCUCUGAUCCCUGUGUUGGAGCAGUACAAGACAGACGCCCAGCUCAUCUCCUCGUUUAAAGAGGAGAUCAGGAACCUGUCCAUGGUGCUCACAGCCAUUCAGGAGGAGAUGGGGGCAUACGACUAUGAUGAGCUCUACCAGAGGGUCCUCAGACUGGACAGCAGGCUGCACAACUGCAUGGGCAAGCUCACAUGCGGAAAAUUAAUGAAAAUCACUGGACCUGUAACAAUAAAGACAUCUGGCACCCGGUUUGGAGCAUGGUUGACUGAUCCACAGGCCUCUCAGAGAAACAACAGGGUCUGGUACAUGGACAGCUACACCAACAGUAAGAUCGUACGUGAGUACAAGACCAUGGACGACUUUGUAGCUAAUGUGGUGUCUCGAACCUACAACCUCCCAUUUAAAUGGGAGGGAACCGGCCACGUGGUGUACAAUGGAUCCCUCUACUACAACAAGUACCAGAGCAACAUCAUCGUGAAGUACAGUUUUGAGACAGGUCGGGUGCUGGCUCAGCGGGCUCUGGAGUACGCCGGCUUCCACAACACCUACCCUUACUCCUGGGGAGGAUACUCCGACAUCGAUGUCAUGGCCGACGAACUGGGCAUGUGGGUGGUGUACGCAACCAAUCAGAACGCGGGAAAUUUCGUCAUCGCACAGAUGGACCCGGACACCCUGGAAGUCCAGAAGACGUGGAACACGGAAUAUUCCAAACGGAACGCGGGGGAAUCCUUUAUGAUCUGCGGAACACUCUACAUCACCAACUCUCACCUGACGGGUGCCAAGGUCUACUACUCAUACUCCACCAAGACCUCCAGCUAUGAGUACACAGACAUCCCCUUCCACAACCAGUACUUCCACAUCUCCAUGCUGGACUAUAACGCCAGGGAGAGGGCGCUCUAUGGCUGGAACAAUGGACACCAGGUGCUGUUCAAUGUCACUCUGUUCCACGUCAUCAAAACCCAAGACGACUCCUAGAGGACAAAGGAGAACAAAUGUCAGAUGUCCUCAUAUGGACACCGUACGAAUGACAACAACAACUCUCAAAAGACAAAAGCACCAUCAUUUGUGAUAUAAAAAAAGGGACCUUGUUGCUUACUGUCUUGUUCAUGUUUUCCUCUCAUCCCCCCCUAAAGUCAACUGCUCUGUCAUUACAUUGCGGGCGGCAGGUAGCUUAGAGGUUAAGAGCGUAGUGCCAGUAACCGAAAGGUCGCUGGUUCUAAUCCCCGAGCCG
This is a messenger RNA of Coregonus clupeaformis (lake whitefish), 1993 nucleotides long. Its product is annotated as noelin-3-like. Gene Ontology annotation, biological process: signal transduction. The transcript is spliced from 6 exons. Bases 364 to 1737 code for a protein of 457 amino acids. Lineage: Eukaryota; Metazoa; Chordata; Actinopteri; Salmoniformes; Salmonidae. The record is from RefSeq and is a predicted model, not a curated record.